CACGAAGAUCGAACCAGCUGGUUGCYAUAGUAACGUACGAGUUUCCACAAGCAAAAGAGAAGGUUAAAACUUUGAUGUAAAUCGAGUGAAAAAGUCGCAAAAAAUAUGCCUCAGCAGGCUUUAAGACGACCCAAAUACUACACACCGAAUGAAGUAAACGUUCAUAAUACACUCAAGGACAUUUGGGUGUCGUUUAUGGGGAAGGUUUACGAUUUGACUGCUCUUUGCGAGAAUAAUGCUGGUAAUGUUCUUUUAAAGCCCAUCAUAGAAUCUGCAGGAAAGGACAUCACACAUUGGUUUGACAAAAAGGCCAAGGACAUAAGAACACAUAUAGAUCCUGUCACCAACUGCAGAAAUUACUACACCCCUCGCGGCAGGUUUAUCCAUAUACCACCUCCCUGCCCACGCACUGAUUGGGCAAAUGACUUUGGUCGCCCAUGGUGGAAAGAUGAUUCAUAUUGUAUCGGGCUGUUAUYGGCAAAAACAAGGAAAAUUAGAAUUAUCAAUAAUCUCACUUCACAAGAAAAAGUCAUUGAGGUUUGCUCUGAAGAAAUCCUAACAGAAAUCCAAGAUCGUUAUCUCAAUUACAAUGCACACGCAGCAAGUUAUACUUGGAAAUACAAAGGACAAAACUUGGAUAUGAAUAAAACAUUACACAACAAUGGUGUCACAGAUGAAAGUGAAGAAUUCUACAAACUYGGAAUGAACGAUGAACAAUUUCUUCCAGCGAUUCAUCUUUACUUCAACGACGACCUCACAGAGGCUUAAAUCGACAAAAAAGAAAUUGAAGAAUCGUUUGGUCUAUUGCCUUAAUUUAAUUAGUGGUACUAGGAAGAUUUGAAAACGGGUGAAGAGUUGUACAUAAUAAUCAUGCAUAUCCUUGUAUUUUUGUAAACACUGUCUACUCUGCAAUGAAUUAUAUAUUGUUUUUAUUAUUGCUGCUAUAUUGUGUAKAUUAUUAGUCAAAAUGGCAUGCAUCUCCACCAAUCCAAUGAGAGGAAUCAACGAUGUAUUACUAGGAAUUUAAUUUAUUUAGUGAAACCCUUGUAAGUACUGCAUUGUAUUGAAAAUACUACUUAAUGUAUGGAUUGCAA
Messenger RNA from Actinia tenebrosa (Australian red waratah sea anemone), 1094 nucleotides. RefSeq names its product cytochrome b5 domain-containing protein 1. Lineage: Eukaryota; Metazoa; Cnidaria; Anthozoa; Actiniaria; Actiniidae. The record is from RefSeq and is a predicted model, not a curated record.